AUGUCAACCCCCGAUGGAUCUCCCGUCGCCACGCCCCUCGAUCCCUCCACCGCCGUCACCGUCGCGACCACCUCGACCCGACGAGUCCCGCCUCCGUGCUGGAACGACGAGGAGACCGCCGCGCUCGUCAACGCCUACAAGGAAAAAUGGUUCGCCCUCCGCCGCGGGAACCUCCGGGCGGCAGAUUGGGACGACGUCGCCGCCGCCGUCUCCUCUCUCCACACACUCGGAGGUCCGGCGAAAUCGGCGAUCCAGUGCCGGCACAAGAUCGAGAAGCUCCGGAAACGUUACCGCGGCGAGAAGCAACGGUCUCUCAACCGCCCGGGGAAGUUCUCUUCGUCGUGGGACUUGUUCCCCAUUUUGGACGCGAUGGAGUUCGCUCCGGUGACUCCAACCGCCGUCGAACCGUACGAUCCGGAUCCGGAGGAGGAUGAUGAUGGUAACGGAUUUAGGAGGAGGUUUAAUGGUAACCCUAACUUUGAUGGAGAGUCUGAUGAUGAGAUUGUGUUAGUGCCUAAGGCAACUAGGGUUAAAGGUUCUUCUCAUGGUGGGUUUCCUUUGAAGUCAUUUGGUGAUAGGAGUUUUGGUUCUUCUCAUAAUCAUGGGUUUAAAGCUAAGAGCUUUGGUAAACCUGAAGGUAACUUCUCUCCGGAGAUGGAUUAUGAUGAUGAGUUUGAGGAAGGAUUCAGCCCGAGGAUUAGGCGAGGGAACGGUUAUGGGAGAAAAACGGGUGGUUCUAAUGGGUAUGGGUCGUCGUCUUCUAGGUUUAAGCAUGAGCAGGUGAGUAAUGCAGCAGAGGUUGAGUUUGAUCCGGUUGAUGAAGUUGUGUCUUCGGUUAAGAUGUUGACUGAGAUGUUUGUGAGAGUGGAGAAUUCGAAGAUGGAGAUGAUGAAGGAGAUGGAGAAGACGAGGAUGGAGAUGGAGUUGAAGCAUUGUCAGAUGAUGCUUGAGUCGCAGCAGCAGAUUAUUGGCGCGUUUGCUGAUGCGUUGAGUGAGAAGAAGAGCACGAACGUGAGAAGGCCUGGUUCGUAG
Eruca vesicaria subsp. sativa (arugula) is the source of this 1032-nucleotide messenger RNA. The record is from the annotation of a GenBank genome assembly. Lineage: Eukaryota; Viridiplantae; Streptophyta; Magnoliopsida; Brassicales; Brassicaceae.